Messenger RNA from Oryzias latipes (Japanese medaka), 7083 nucleotides. RefSeq names its product ADP-ribosylation factor guanine nucleotide-exchange factor 1 (brefeldin A-inhibited) (gene arfgef1). The record is from RefSeq and is a predicted model, not a curated record. NCBI's taxonomy places the organism in Eukaryota, Metazoa, Chordata, Actinopteri, Beloniformes, Adrianichthyidae. Gene Ontology annotation, biological process: regulation of ARF protein signal transduction. Gene Ontology annotation, molecular function: guanyl-nucleotide exchange factor activity.
CCCCCUGUCCCGCGUGCCUCACUGCGGCCGUUCCCAAACGUACGUGACGUCGUUUCCUCUCUCCAACAUGGCGCAGAAGGCAGGUCGUUAGGAACAGUCUGAGGGAUUUACCCCACCUUCUGGGUUUAUUUAUGUUUGUCAGUUAGGGGCCCUAGCGGCUAACAUUCGUCAAAAGGGAUACAUCUCCAUUCGAGGCAGCUGAAGACCCCACACUGGGACCAGGCUGAACUCGCCAGAUAGAUUCCGGUGCGACAUGUAUGAGGGCAAAAAAACGAAAAACAUGUUCCUCACACGAGCUUUGGAAAAGAUCCUGGCCGACAAGGAGGUGAAAAAGGCUCACCAUUCACAGCUGCGCAAAGCCUGCGAGGUGGCAUUAGAGGAAAUCAAGCAGGAAUCAGAAAAACUAAGUCCACCAAGCGGAGAUGGAAAAUCCGGCUCCAGCACUUUACCGCCCAUCAAAUCAAAGACCAACUUCAUUGAAGCGGACAAGUACUUCUUGCCGUUUGAGCUGGCAUGUCAGUCCAAAUGUCCCCGCAUCGUCAUCACCUCCCUCGACUGUUUACAGAAGCUGAUUGCAUAUGGCCACCUGACAGGCAGCGCUCCGGACAACACGGCUCCAGGCAAGAAGCUCAUCGACAGAAUCAUUGAGACCAUCUGCGCCUGUUUCCAAGGACCACAGACUGAUGAAGGCGUGCAGCUACAGAUUAUUAAGGCACUGUUGACGGCCGUGACCUCUCAGCACAUAGAAAUCCACGAGGGCACGGUGCUGCAAGCCGUCCGCACUUGUUACAACAUCUACCUGGCCAGCAAGAACCUCAUCAACCAGACCACAGCCAAGGCAACCCUGACCCAGAUGCUCAACGUCAUCUUUGCCCGCAUGGAGAAUCAAGCACUUACAAAUCACAAGCUAUCUUGGUCUCUGGCCUCCAGAAAGCGUGACCGCCAGCUUCAAGAAGCCAAACAGCUGGAAAGAGAGCGGCACCGGCAGCACUCCCCGAACACCCCGCAAACCGAGCCCGACUCCCCCCAGCUCCAGACGCACGCUCACCCGCCGGCUAAGGCCCUGACCCAGGAGGCAAACGGGCCCAUCAGCCCUCCAACCCCCAGCAUCAACAUCCCAUCCACUCCUUCCACGCCGGCUCCGGAGUCUGACAGACGGAAGGGGCCAGAGGAGCAGGGACCUGUCUGCGAGAACCCAGAUCCAGAAAACGGUUCUGAAUUCUGCGCGACUGAAAACGAACAGACUGAAGCCGACCAGGCCACGGCAGCAGCACAGAGUGCUGCAGCCCAGCAGACUGAAGGAGCAGAAGAGGCAGAGGCGAUGCCAAACUACGAGGAGAAAGCCCAGGAAAUAGUCCAGAGCAUUCUACAGGAGGUAGUCAACACUGUUGCUGGAGGGCACUGCCUGGACCCUGCAAACCUCUGCUCCGACACCAAGAAGUCCGGCAGCGAGGGCGAGGCCGCAGAGGCGACAGAGGCGGGGCCAGAGGGCACCCAGAGCUCCCUGGAUGACGAGGUCACACUGGGGAGCGACAGCGAACACGUCCACGCCAACGGGAUCCCCGGCACGCCCAUCUCCGCCAGCUUCACCCCGUCGCUGCCUGACGACAGGCUGUCCGUCUCAUCCACUGACACUCAGGAAUCAGGGGCGGCACCGGGUCAGCCAGCGGGGGCCAAAUUCUCCCACAUCCUUCAGAAAGAUGCUUUUCUAGUGUUCCGCUCGCUCUGCAAGCUGUCGAUGAAGCCGCUGUCAGAUGGACCACCUGAUCCCAAGUCCCAUGAGCUUCGGUCGAAGGUCUUGUCCCUCCAGCUGCUGCUGUCCAUCCUGCAGAACGCCGGGCCCAUCUUUAAAACCAAUGAGAUGUUCAUCAACGCCAUCAAGCAGUACCUGUGCGUGGCGCUCUCCAAGAACGGCGUCUCCUCCGUGCCUGAAGUCUUUGAGCUCUCGCUCUCCAUUUUCCUCACCCUUCUGUCCCACUUCAAGACCCACCUCAAGAUGCAAAUCGAGGUGUUCUUCAAAGAGAUUUUCCUCUACAUCCUUGAGACGUCCACUAGCUCCUAUGACCACAAGUGGAUGGUCAUCCAAACCCUCACUAGAAUAUGUGCAGAUGCUCAGAGUGUUGUGGACAUCUACGUGAACUAUGAUUGUGACUUAAACGCUGCUAACAUCUUUGAACGUCUGGUCAACGACCUUUCAAAAAUAGCUCAGGGCCGUGGAGGACACGAACUCGGCAUAACACCUCAGCAGGAGCUGACACUGAGAAAGAAGGGCCUUGAAUGUUUGGUGUCCAUCCUGAAAUGUAUGGUGGAGUGGAGUAAAGACCAAUACGUCAAUCCCAAUUCCCAAACCAGCCUCGGCCAGGAGAAACCAUCGGAGCAGGAAAGCACAGAAACGAAGGCUCCAGAGACCAUUAACCGCUACGGGAGCAUCAACUCCCUGGACUCGACCGCCUCAUCCGGAAUAGGAAGCUACAGCACCCAGAUGUCAGGAACAGAUAACCCUGAGCAGUUCGAAGUCCUCAAACAGCAGAAAGAGAUCAUCGAGCAAGGCAUUGACCUCUUCAACAAGAAGCCAAAGAGAGGAAUUCAGUAUCUUCAAGAUCAAGGCAUGCUGGGUACAACCCCCGAGGACCUGGCUCAGUUUUUGCAUCAAGAAGAAAGACUUGAUUCGACUCAAGUGGGAGAAUUUCUGGGCGAUAAUGACCGCUUCAAUAAAGAGGUGAUGUACGCCUACGUGGAUCAAAUGGACUUCCAGGGCAAAGACUUUGUUUCUGCUCUGAGGCUAUUUCUGGAGGGCUUUCGUCUCCCUGGUGAGGCCCAGAAGAUCGAUCGGCUCAUGGAGAAGUUUGCAGCACGAUAUCUGGAGUGCAACCAGGGGCAAACUCUCUUUGCCAGUGCAGACACUGCGUACGUCCUCGCUUACUCAAUCAUUAUGUUGACAACAGACCUUCACAGUCCACAGGUGAAGAAUAAAAUGACAAAAGAGCAAUACAUCAAAAUGAACCGGGGCAUCAAUGACAGCAAAGACCUGCCAGAGGAAUAUCUGUCAGCCAUAUACGAUGAGAUUGCGGGGAAGAAGAUAGCGAUGAAGGAGACAAAAGAGCUCACCAUGAAGUCUAACAAGCAAAGUGUAGCUAGCGAGAAGCAGAGGCGCCUUCUCUACAAUGUAGAGAUGGAGCAGAUGGCCAAGACGGCUAAGGCUCUGAUGGAGGCGGUCAGCCACGUCCAGGCGCCCUUCACCAGUGCCACGCAUCUGGAGCACGUCCGGCCCAUGUUCAAGCUCGCAUGGACGCCCUUCCUGGCUGCUUUUAGCGUGGGUCUUCAGGACUGUGACGACACUGAAGUGGCCUCGCUGUGUCUAGAAGGAAUCCGCUGUGCCAUCCGGAUAGCCUGCAUCUUCUCCAUACAGUUGGAGAGAGACGCGUAUGUUCAGGCUCUGGCGAGGUUCACUCUGCUCACUGCCAGCUCUGGCAUUGCUGAAAUGAAGCAGAAGAACAUCGACACCAUCAAGACCCUCAUCACUGUGGCUCACACUGAUGGCAACUACCUGGGCAACUCCUGGCAUGAGAUCCUGAAGUGCAUCAGUCAGUUGGAGCUGGCUCAGCUGAUUGGUACCGGGGUGAAGGCCCGCUACAUCUCAGGGACAGUGCGGGGCAAAGACGGCUUCCUUUCGAGCAUAAAGGAGCAGAGCAGCGACGAGUACCUGGGUCUAGUUGGAGGAACGGUGGACCGGAAACAGAUCGCGAGCAUUCAGGAGUCCAUUGGGGAGACCAGCUCUCAGAGCGUGGUGGUAGCUGUGGACAGGAUAUUCACAGGUUCUACCAGACUGGAUGGAAAUGCAAUAGUGGAUUUUGUGCGCUGGCUGUGUGCCGUGUCCAUGGAUGAGCUGGCCUCGCCCACACACCCACGCAUGUUCAGCCUGCAGAAAAUAGUUGAGAUCUCCUACUACAACAUGGGGCGCAUCAGGCUGCAGUGGUCCAGGAUCUGGGAGGUCAUUGGAGACCACUUUAACAAGGUUGGCUGUAAUCCCAACGAAGAUGUAGCCAUUUUUGCCGUGGAUUCCCUCAGACAGCUGUCGAUGAAGUUCCUGGAGAAGGGGGAGCUGGCCAACUUCAGAUUCCAGAAGGACUUUCUGAGGCCGUUUGAGCAUAUCAUGAAGAAGAACAGGUCUCCCACCAUCAGAGACAUGGUGGUGCGCUGCAUAGCACAGAUGGUUAACUCGCAGGCGGCCAACAUCCGCUCCGGAUGGAAGAACAUCUUUUCCGUCUUCCACCUGGCUGCCUCUGACCAGGACGAGAGCAUCGUGGAGCUGGCCUUCCAAACUACAGGCCACAUCGUCACGAAUGUAUUCGAAAAGCACUUUGCAGCCACAAUCGACUCCUUCCAGGACGCCGUCAAGUGUCUGUCGGAGUUCGCCUGCAAUGCCUCUUUCCCAGACACCAGCAUGGAGGCCAUCCGCCUCAUCCGUCACUGCGCCAAAUACGUCUCCGAGAGGCCGCAGGCCUUUAAGGAUUACACCAGUGACGACAUGAAUGUAGCGCCAGAGGACCGUGUGUGGGUGCGUGGGUGGUUCCCAAUACUCUUUGAGCUCUCCUGCAUCAUCAACAGGUGUAAACUGGAUGUCAGGACCAGGGGGCUCACAGUGAUGUUUGAGGUGAUGAAGACCUAUGGACACACAUUUGAAAAGCACUGGUGGCAAGAUCUUUUCCGGAUCGUCUUCAGGAUCUUCGACAACAUGAAGCUGCCCGAGCAGCAGACUGAGAAAGCCGAGUGGAUGACCACAACAUGCAAUCAUGCACUUUAUGCCAUCUGUGACGUCUUCACUCAGUACUUUGAGUCCCUCAACAACAUCCUCUUGGAUGACAUCCUGGCUCAGCUCUAUUGGUGUGUGCAGCAAGACAAUGAGCAACUUGCCCGUUCUGGCACCAACUGUUUGGAGAAUGUGGUGAUUCUGAACGGAGAGAAGUUCUCUCUAGAGACCUGGGACAAGACGUGCAACUGCAUGCUGGAUAUCUUCAAGACCACAAUUCCACAUAUGCUGUUGACAUGGCGACCAGCCGGAGCAGAAGGAGAACACUAUGCGACACACAGCCUGUCUGACAGACAACUGGACUCCGUUUCCCAGAAGUCUGUAGACAUCCAGUCCCGCCCUGACGACCAGCACUCCAUCAGCAGCGCAGACAGGAUUAGCACAGAGAACCGUCGUCAGAGUCAGCACGCCACGCCGCCAACCAAGAUCCAGGAGCAGCGUUUGUUCUCAGCUUUGCUGAUUAAAUGUGUGGUGCAGUUGGAGCUGAUCCAGACCAUCGAUAACAUUGUGUUCUUCCCGGCAACCAGUAAGAAGGAAGAUGCUGAGAACUUUGCAGCUGCUCAGCGGGAUGCGGUUUGUGAAGCAGACGUGUCGGCGGAGAUGCAGGAUCAGGGCAUGUAUCGAUACCUGACCUCAGAGCAGCUCUUCAAGCUGCUGGACUGCCUGCUGGAGUCUCACCGCUUUGCUAAAGCCUUCAACUCCAACAACGAGCAGCGAACCCUGCUGUGGAAAGCAGGUUUCAAGGGGAAGUCCAAGCCGAACCUGCUGAAGCAGGAGACCAGCAGUUUGGCAUGCGGCAUGCGCAUCCUGUUUCGCAUGUACACAGACGAGAGCCGGCAGGACGCCUGGGAGGAGGUCCAGAGGCGACUGCUCAAUGUGUGCAGCGAGGCUCUGGCCUACUUCUUGGCUCUGACUUCAGAAAGUCACAGAGAAGCCUGGACCAACCUGCUGCUCCUCUUCCUCACCAAGGUGCUAAAGAUCAGUGAUGAGAGGUUCAAGGCUCAUGCAUCCAGAUACUACCCCCUCCUGUGUGAGAUCAUGCAGUUCGACCUGAUCCCCGAGCUGCGCACCGUCCUUAGGAAGUUUUACCUGCGGAUUGGCGUUGCUUUUCACAUCGCACAGCUCCCUGAGCCCGAACCCCAGCCUUCACGGGAGCCAGAGACUGACACGGAGGUGGGGGAGGAGGCUGGGGAGGAGGCCCAGUGAUGCUGCACUACAAACGACCUGGAAAAAAAAAAAGAAUUCCUGCUGUGGCCUCCGCAGGGGGCCGUCUGCGUUUUCCCGUCAAAGACUUGAGUCAAAGAUUGAAAUCUUGAUCAGUUGUGUGUUAACACCCACCUGCCUCCUUAACCCACUUAUUAAACACAAACACAGACUCCUCCCUCCACCUCCUCCUACCAACGAGACCUGGCAUCACAAAAGUGGUGACGCUUUCUGCUGAAUUAAACCUACUGAUCCCCAUCUGACAAAACUCAUAUCUGCGAUGUGAUCAGAAGCAAAUAUUCCCCCAACUCGUGCUUUUUACUGUAUAUGUGAAACGUGAAAAAAUGAAUGAUUCCAGCAACAAUGAAACGGAACAUUUCUGGCACUUGGAUAGCAAUGAUCUGCAUACGAUGGAACAUUAGUACUAAGAGCCUCUUGGAUGAAACUCGCUGUACGGAUCUGUGGCUAUGUAAUAUAAUCUCACAACACUAGAUUUCAUUUAUUUUGGUUUGGUUUUCUCUUAGUUUUGAUCUCGUUUUCUGAAUGCACUGGAGAUUUUACUUUAUGAUAAUUUAUUUGACUGCAAAACCUCCUGCAGCGGUUUCCUACGCAGUACGAUUUGUAAUUAAACUAGAAAGUGAAGGGUUAAAUUAUUCCAAUUUUUUUUUUUAUGUUAGGUUUUUAACUGCUCGACGUUAACUGGGCUUCUUGAACUGGAAGAUAAAAACAGUAAACUGAUGCUAGCUGCUUUUGAGUCACUUUCUUUUUUUUCAUUUUAGUUUUCACUCUUGUGUACAAAAUCAAAAGUUAAUAAUAUAUUUAACUUUUUUUUUUUCCUUUGUUCACAGGGAAGAUGAAAUGUAUAGAGAAAAUGACAAAUGUUUGCUGUGCUUUCAGUACGAAUGGGAUGCAUUCCUGCUCACGGAUGUAGAAAACAAAAUGUAUAUGUAAAAGCAAUGUAAAGUUUUCUAUGUUGCGACAGAUUAUGUACAACUUUCUGUACAAUACUUCAUCUGGCAUUCUAAUCAGGUUCUAGGUCAAUAAACUUUUUGAACUUGGUUGAUUUGAAA